UGCCCUCAUUCUUCAGUCUUUGACAACAAUACUUCACCGCGCUCUGAUACGCAAAGCCUACGAGUAAUUAAACGUCAGAAACGAAAGCUUCCAUACUUUGCCUUGAAAGCGCGACUCAUCAUCAUGAUAUUGCGCAGCCUCAGCCUCAUCAUCCUCCAGCUCAGCGUCGCGACCGCAUACACGACCUUCGAAACAAAUUGCAGUCACCCUCAAAUAUCCGUGAACUUCGUGUCCUCCGUUAACGCAAGAGGAACACUCGACAUCCUAUGGAGCUGUCUCUUCACGAUCCUAGCAUGCACCUGGACUGUCCUUCACUUGAACGUUCCAGAGCAGCGGGAGGAGCGCGACCCCGGCUGGCUAGGAGACAUUAAGUGGGCAAUGAAGAGAGCCUGGACUAAUGCGGAAUGGAUGAUGAUCACUGUACUUGCUCCUGAAGUGCUUCUGGGAAAGUAUUGUGGUGAUCUUCAAGCUGCUAUAGCCCUAACCAAGGAUAUGAAAGAGCUCGCAGAGAAAGACAAAGUGCCGUGGACUCUGACCCAUUCUUUCCUUGCUAAUAUGGGCGGUUUUGCUAUUCGCGCUCACGAUCAAAUUAGAUUGGAUAUCGCCAGAAGCAACGACAUCUUGUAUCUUAGAAACAAUGGCUUAAUACCUCGGCUGCCAUACAUAAGCCUAGAUGAAAUAGGAGAUCGAAACAAGAACGAUUCUCUAGUUCGAGUCAUUGCUAUAACCCAAAUAUCUUGGACUGUUGUUGAAGCAUUAAUCCGUGCAACUCGUGGUCUGGCGAUCUCUCAGCUUGAGAUUGCAGUCAUCGCUUUUGCGGCUUGUGCACCGAAAGGGGUUCAGACAUCUAUAGCUCUCCUUACAUAUGCCGAUAAGAUCCCGCGGAGAACUAUUGACGCUUUACCUCCACGAAGCGGAUACGCGUAUUGGCUUUAUGAAACAGCUGAUUUCUUUUUUGAGCACUCAGAAGUCCUUGCUGGAUCUCGUAUAAGCAACAGCAACACGCUUUGCGAUAGUGUAAAAGAUUUGUAUAGCAUGGCGGGUGCAUCUAUCAUCUUCGGAGGCAUUCACAUUGCCGCUUGGAACUUCGACUUUGCUACCAAAGUUGAACAAAUCUUGUGGUGGAUCUCGAGUCUGUGGUGCACAGUUGACUUCUUGGCGUUUUUCCUUGGUACCUCAUUUUUAAUAUAUGCGGUGGAUGUUAAACUAGGAUGGAUUUCUUCUGAUACGUCUGACAAGGUGCAAAAAGUGUUCAUAUUUAUAUAUAUUCUCCUAUAUUUUCUAGCCAGGCUUUAUCUCCUGAUCGAGAUCUUCAGGACUUUGUGUUUUCUUCCUCCUACUGCUUAUUAUUCUACUUGGGCUACAAAUAUACCUAAUGUUGGUUGA
Molecule: messenger RNA, 1386 nt
Organism: Mollisia scopiformis
Lineage: Eukaryota; Fungi; Ascomycota; Leotiomycetes; Helotiales; Mollisiaceae
Exons: 4
Coding region: 124-1386 (420 amino acids)
Source: RefSeq, a predicted model, not a curated record